AUUGAAGAAGUUACACUUGGAUGAGCACGGCUGCAAAUUCUCAAGGCACCACUACACCGGUCCGUGUCACGUCGUCUGCAUGCGAUUUGACAUCUCCAUGCAUUCGUUCUAGCUUGAUAUCGAAGCUGAUGCGUACACCCAUGGAUGAAGAUGCCACUGCAACUGAGUUGUGUUCGCGCUCCAUGGAUCCCUUUCUCGCUGCCUUGUUCGAUGGUCUUUGUUCAAGAGAAUUUUUUGUGUACGACGGGCACGAUUCUCGAACCGAUGGUGCCCGAUGUAUAUGGUGUUUACAACCGCUUGCGACCCAUCGCUGAUAUCUCAGGGCUGAUCCAACCUGAACUAGGAAUCUGCGUAUAUUCAAGAUGCGCAACUCUGGAAGCGAAGCCCUGCGCAGACUUCACGUCAAGCCGACCAGACCUUUGUAUCACCAAGUGCUGUGGAGUGAAGUGGAAGACCAGUCUGGCAUACGGCGAGGCAAAAUCUGCGGUCCAAGAAAAGAACCACUUUGGAUUAUGCAAGGACCUUGUCAAAGUGACUGCCUUCUGCAAAGAUGCCUUAGACAAAGAAUUAAUGCAAGGGAUUUUGGGAAUCCAGAUCAUCGGCAGAACUGUCCAGUUAUAUCUUCUUACACUGCCGGCCAAAGGCCUAUAUGUCAUGACGCAACUAGCAACAGUCAAGAUCGCCGACUCACUGCAAACCUUAGCAAGCCUAAUAAUUGAACUACCAGAGACGCCAACUUUGCCGCGUCAAAAAUUCGACCAAUUGUUUACGAUCUCCAAGGAUGGCAAAAAGCCCUGCCAUCUGAAAAUUGGCAGCCGUUUGAUGCGCUACCCACUUUAUAAACCGAAACCAUAAUUGUAUUCAUAAUACUCAAUAAAAAUGAGCAUAUGGUGCAUUUCACUUCUAAUCGCAGGAAUUUUACCCGACGUUGAAAGGGUUCAUCAACAGACUAGAUUGACAGAAUCAAAAAUUUCAAUAAACGUCUACGUGGUUAUUCAAAAUA
Molecule: messenger RNA, 1003 nt
Organism: Radiomyces spectabilis
Lineage: Eukaryota; Fungi; Mucoromycota; Mucoromycetes; Mucorales; Radiomycetaceae
Exons: 2
Coding region: 145-855 (236 amino acids)
Source: RefSeq, a predicted model, not a curated record